Messenger RNA from Nycticebus coucang (slow loris), 2056 nucleotides. RefSeq names its product cysteine and glycine rich protein 2 (gene CSRP2). Lineage: Eukaryota; Metazoa; Chordata; Mammalia; Primates; Lorisidae. Gene Ontology annotation, cellular component: Z disc; nucleus; cytoplasm. Gene Ontology annotation, molecular function: actinin binding; structural constituent of muscle. Bases 1256 to 1837 code for a protein of 193 amino acids. The record is from RefSeq and is a predicted model, not a curated record. Gene Ontology annotation, biological process: sarcomere organization; muscle tissue development. The transcript has 6 exons.
CAGACUUACUUGAUAUAUAUAGACAGAGACAACAGCAGAAAUACUUUUAGGUCAGAAGCAAGCCCAAAUUCAAAUGAUAAGAUAUGGCUGUGGAAUUUGGGGACAACACGACCCUGACAGAAAGCAAACAGGUCAGGUCAGGGAGGGCCCUUGCACAGAGAGGCAUUGAGAAGAACUCAAGGGUAGGAGAGAAAGGACAAUGGUUUGCUGAAAGCCGGUGCUGCAGUGAAUUCACUGAUUUAGUUUCACUUAGUAGAAGCGCUCCACAAACCUGCACAAGAAAAAAUAAGCCGCUGAGCUAAAAAGAACGUAGAAUUUUCAUGUUGGCUCAGAAGUCGAAUCACUUACUAGCUGAUAUCAUGGAAAUAACGAUUGCCCAGGUUUAGAAAAGCUCACAGCAGGCAAGAAUACUUCCAGACUCCUGCCACAGUAUCAGGAGGUGUCAAUCACCACUGUGAGCUUUUGUACAGUGCUUGGUGGAGAGAAUAAGGCUGCUAUUAUAAUGAGUUUAUCCUGGAGUGAUCCCAGCACAUAAAAUAAAACAAUAAUAAUAUCAUAAGCCAGUUCUGCACUUUGUCAUGUAGAUAUGUUUCCUGCCCUGCCUCCCAAGAGGGCAUUUGGCAAUGUCCAGACAUUUUUGAUUGUCACAGCGCGGGGGGAAGGGUACUAACAGCACGUGGGGAGUAAAGGCUUCCUAGGAGCACCGCCGGCCCUCUGAGACCUCCGUGGUGCGAAGGGUAAGAAGCUCUGGACCAGAGGAGGCGACUGCAUUCGUGGCAUGAGGGGGGUUUGCUCACCUCCUGUUUCUGAGCUCCCCACUCCCCAAAUAACAACUCUCAGGUGUCUGCGCUACUGGAGGGAGAGGUCAUUAGAAGGCCUAGAAUAUGAACCAGCUAGAUCGCACUGUUUAUUUUCCUUCUCAUUUGAAAACAGGCGAUCCUCCUGUUGCUUAGGUAUUAGGUCCCUUCGGAUGUCACCGGCAUCCCCAGGCUUUUCUGACACGCACCAAUCGAAACCCCCUCUCGGGCGCCCGGGUUUCUGAGCCUCUCCCCUCAGCCACGUGCGCAGUGCCCUGGUGGUGGCAAGAGCAAAACACCGCGGGAAUGUGGCGUCUUCCCAACGUCAUUUAUUUAGUUUAGAUGAGGAAUUUUGCUAUUUAAGAACCGGAAAGUUGCAGAUUCCCAGAAGCUGGACGUCGGACGAAAGAACAUUUGUAAACGAGGGAAGUUCAUCACGUCGAGUUUACACAGAAGGAAUGCCUGUCUGGGGCGGUGGAAACAAGUGUGGGGCCUGCGGGAGCACCGUGUACCACGCCGAGGAGGCCCAGUGUGACGGCCGCAGCUUCCACCGCUGCUGCUUUCUGUGCAUGGUUUGCAGGAAAAAUUUAGACAGCACAACAGUGGCGAUUCACGAUGAAGAGAUCUACUGCAAAUCCUGCUACGGAAAGAAGUAUGGACCAAAAGGCUAUGGUUAUGGCCAGGGCGCGGGCACGCUCAACAUGGACCGCGGGGAGAGGCUCGGCAUCAAGCCCGAGAGUGUUCAACCUCACAGGCCUACAACAAAUCCAAACACUUCUAAAUUUGCUCAGAAAUACGGAGGUGCUGAGAAGUGUUUCCGAUGUGGGGAUUCCGUAUACGCUGCCGAGAAGAUAAUUGGAGCUGGGAAGCCCUGGCAUAAAAACUGCUUUCGAUGUGCCAAGUGUGGGAAGAGUCUUGAAUCGACAACUUUGACUGAAAAAGAAGGUGAAAUCUAUUGUAAAGGAUGCUAUGCUAAGAACUUUGGGCCCAAGGGCUUCGGCUAUGGCCAAGGAGCAGGGGCUCUCGUUCAUGCUCAGUGAAGAUGAAAACCCAGAACUAAGCAUCGCCCACCGAGAAUCUCUUCAUACUCUAGGCACAGAUCUUGUACCACUAAACUACUGUGAAAUUCCACCAGCAUUUUAUGGUUACCCUGUUCCUGGAUAGGCUGGCUAACUUGUAGGAAGAGAGCACUGUAUCCUUUUGCUUUAUUUUCCAGCGUUUUUAAGAACCAUUUCUUUUUAAAUAAAACUUCAGCUUGA